UUAUUGUUUGUUUUUUGUACAGACUUUUAUUUUAAAACCUUGUAUUCUGUUUAAUUUUGUUUUGUCAGGCGAGCUCAUCAGGGUGGAGUACCUGUGCUCGCAGCAGUCCUGGGAGUUCCGGGAGAACUUUGGUCGGGACCCUGACGCCCCAGACGGAAUCCCAGACAACUUGGUGGAGGCAGAAGAUGAGGGAUUUGUGGAUGAGAAAGAGGAGCAGGACCACACCAUCUCUCCUCUUUCUCUGAUGUCCACCAAGGACGCGAUACGCUUGUCUCGGGACGUUCCAUCAUCCUCUCGGUCCUCCCAGGACCUGCUAUCUGAGCCCCAAGAAGAGGUGUGCAGAGGACCAGACGGGGCUCCAGGGUUCGAUCGAGUGGUGGAGCUGGCCAGGUACCUCGUCGAGCUCAGAGAAAAGCCUUGUGUCUCGGAUAGGGAAGCAGCUGACAUCUUCCGGCUGUGGGAUAGGCUGCCGGACAGUGACAAACAGGGGGUUUCCUAUCCGCCGAGGCACAAGGACAGGCUUCUGCAAGGCAGGUUCAAGGCCACCCACUCCAAAACCUCAACCUGCCAUGGAAAGGAGAGCCUGAAGCGGUGUGUGCUAGGGCAGGGAUCAGGCCCUGCGCAAUGGCCCAACAUCAGCAGGAUUGUAGAGGCAGUAUGUCUGGAGCUCUGCUCCAUUCAUCCAGCGGGGAAGGUGAAAUGGGGUGUUUCCAUGAACCGCUGGGCUGCCAUUCUACAUGACUACCAGGCCAUACGGAGGCUGGUGGGGAACUGCCCUGCACUGAGGGGAAGGACCAGGAUUCAGCUGUUCGAGAUCAAUCAGCGGACGCUUUCUGUCUGGUACAAUGACUAUAGAAAGAAGCUGGAAGUGGAUGUGCUGACUCUGAGUGUGCCCUUACCUCAGAUCAGCAUGGUGUCUCACACCCCGCUUCCAGUAGCCAAACAGAAGACGUUUGUGCCCGCUGAGCCUGGGACAGGACUUCCACCCUUCCCCUUCGUCGUAAACCCUGACAUGUCAGGUCAGGCCAUACGACGUGGGCAGCGAAGUCCUCACCCUGCACCAACACCACCAGCAGCUGCUCUCUCUGCUCCACCACCAGCCACUCGCUCUGCUCCUCCAGCAGCCGCGCUCUCUGCUCCUCCGACAGCUGCCCUCCCAGCUCCGGGUGUUGCUCCUGGAACAUCCUUGAGCAGAACAACUCUGUGGAGGAAGAGGAAGGCAGCAGAGGUUUUGGCCCAAGUGCAAGGGCUGCCGUGUCCCCGAACUCCAAGAAAAGAAUACACAUGCAGUCGGUGUGGGCAGCCAAGAAAAAAAGAGUUUGGGCACACCAGGGUGGGCAGCCUCUUCUUCUGUGCCACAGCGGAGGGAAAGACUGUGGAAGAGUGGCUGCAAGAGAGGGAAAAUCCUUCGCAGUAAAUGUAGUUACAUGUAAUGUAAUGAUGAAAUUGUAUUAUUAUAUUGUAUAUAUUUUGUAAAUAUUUUUUACUUGUUUUCUUUUACAGAACAUUUAUUUGCCUUCAAUGAAGCUCAUGUAAACAGUCAUGUUAAUGGUUGUUAUUUAAAAUGAUGUUCUUUAUUUUAGAACGUUAAUUUGCCUUCAGAAAGUUCAUGUAAACAGCCAUUAAAUGGUUAUUUAAAAUGAUUGUUCUUUAUAUUAGAACAUUUAUUUGCCUUCAUAAACCUCAAGUAAGCAGUCAUGUAAUGGAUUUUUUAUUUAAAAUGAUUGUUAAUUGUCUUACCUGUUUCUUUUAUUGUA
This is a messenger RNA of Onychostoma macrolepis, 1757 nucleotides long. RefSeq lists its product as uncharacterized. The coding region runs from base 245 to 1417 and encodes 390 amino acids. The transcript is spliced from 4 exons. The record is from RefSeq and is a predicted model, not a curated record. Lineage: Eukaryota; Metazoa; Chordata; Actinopteri; Cypriniformes; Cyprinidae.